AUGUUGCCAAAAUCGCUCUUGUGUGCAGACACGUGCCGGACCUUCGGCAGUGGGGUGGUGCAGCCUUUCGAUGGAAGGCCCUUCCACGUUCGCUCCGACUGCCCUUUCACACUCUUGACGUCCACCCACAACAAAGUGGAGUGUGCAAUUACCACACGCAGAGGAGGGAAUGGACUGCUGACACAUGCCCAAAUAGUCAUCAACAAAAUCAAGACCGAUUUGCGCCAGGGAAGCAUCUAUGUGAGCGGGGAAAGCAUCCAAUUGCCCUAUGACCACAAAUACCAGCACAUAUUUCCCUAUGGCAUUUACACCAAACUGCGGAGCACUGUGUUUCCCCUGUCUGUCUUCUGGCACACUGUUCCUGGAGGAAUUGACACUUUAUGGGCCUGCAGACAGUUUUUUUCCUACACGUUGGACUGUCUGAGGAACACAACCUCAGAAUAUAUCCAGUUGUGUGAAGAGAACAUCUGCGGCUUUGAAGAAAACCAGGCGGUGGGUUGUUCCUUCUUCAGAGAGAUUGUACGACUCUGCGGGAAAAGCCACUUUCUGUGGGACAUUUGGAGAGACUUAACCCAUUGCGGUGCGCCCGAAUGUCCCGGGGAGCUGUUUUAUGCGGAGUCUGGUCCAGCUUUUGUUCCUAGCUGCUCAAACCAACAAAUCGACAGCUCCGAACUGACAAGCUCCUGUGUCUGCCCCAGUGGUCUGGUGCUUGACGACCAUCACGAGGGAGCCCCUUGUGUGAGUGUGUCCAGCUGCUCGUGUGUGUUCAAUCACCAUCUUUAUAAACCGGGAGACACACGCAGUAAUAGAAGAGAAGCAUGUUUAUGUUCUGAUGGAGAAUGGAAAUGCACUCCGCUGCACUUCCCCCCUGUUUGUGUGAUAGAAGGACUGUAUGUCACUACUUUAGACGGGAAACCAUACGUGCUGGGCGAGGGAUGUUCGUUUGUGGCUGCAAAGGCCUGUGUCCAGAGAACAUGCAGCUGUCGCUCCAAUCUGCAUGAGUGCUUGUGCUCUGCUCUGUCCAGUUACGUCAAGGCCUGCACCCGUCUGGGGGUAGAGGUGGGGGAUUGGAGAAUGGCCACCAACUGCACCGUGGAGUGCCUUGGGAACCAGGAGUUUUCCUAUCAUGUCAUGGCCUGUAACCGCACGUGUCGCUCCCUGUCGGGGACGGACCUGUCCUGUCUCCUGGAGCACAUCCCGGUGGAGGGUUGUGGAUGUCCUGAAGGAACUCAUCUGAACCAUGAGCUCAGUUGCAGUUCCAAGGCUUAUUGUGAGUGCCACUAUAACGGGGGCACCACACCACCCGGGCCAGCCGUCAUCAAUGGCCGGCAAUGGUGA
This is a messenger RNA of Knipowitschia caucasica, 1338 nucleotides long. The record is from the annotation of a GenBank genome assembly. Lineage: Eukaryota; Metazoa; Chordata; Actinopteri; Gobiiformes; Gobiidae.